Molecule: messenger RNA, 1448 nt
Organism: Brassica rapa (field mustard)
Lineage: Eukaryota; Viridiplantae; Streptophyta; Magnoliopsida; Brassicales; Brassicaceae
Product: novel plant SNARE 11
Biological process (GO): vesicle fusion
Cellular component (GO): SNARE complex; late endosome membrane; ER to Golgi transport vesicle membrane
Molecular function (GO): SNARE binding; SNAP receptor activity
Source: RefSeq, a predicted model, not a curated record
CGUGUCUUCAGCUUGGAGCCAAAUCAAUGGCAGAAAAAGAGGCGAGAAACUCCCCCAACUUAAAAAGAAUAAAAAAAGUUAAAAACAAUUAAAAAAUGUCCGAAGGAUAACCGGUUUUGAUUUUAAUUUCUCUCUCUUCGUUGUCGAUUUCAGACAUCCACAUUGGUCGUAGAUCUGUAAAAAUCUGCGUGUUUCGUUUUUUUUUGUGAUUUUGCAAUUGAGAUUCCGAGUUGAUUUCGAUUUGGAUCGUCUUGCUGAUUCGCAUUCCCGAUCUAAUCUGAGAGAUUCGAUUCGUUGUCGACAUUUUUGUUCGGUGGUGGAUCCGGAGAAGAAGAGAUGGAUCUAUCGGCGGUUAGCGAAGAGCUUGCUGAGCUCGAAGGACAAAUCAAUGACCUUUUCCGCGCUUUGUCAAAUGGAUUCCAGAAGCUGGAGAAGAUCAAGGAUGCUAGUAGGCAGAGCAGGCAGCUGGAAGAACUCACUGACAAAAUGCGUGACUGCAAGAGCCUUAUUAAAGAUUUCGAUAGAGAAGUCAAAAGCUUGGAAGGUGGAAAUGACGCCAGCACUAACCGGAUGUUGAAUGAUAGACGACAGUCUAUGGUUAAGGAACUAAACUCAUAUGUUGCUCUUAAGAAGAAAUACUCAUCCAAUCUAGCAAGCAAUAACAAGCGAGUAGAUCUUUUCGAUGGUCCUGCUGAAGACCACAUGGAAGAGAAUGUCUUAUUAGCUUCAAAUAUGACCAAUCAAGAACUUGUGAAUAAAGGGAACUCCAUGAUGGAUGACACUGAUCAAGCCAUUGAAAGAGGGAAAAAGAUUGUUCUGGAGACUAUAAAUGUGGGAACAGAUACUUCAGCAGCUCUCAAGGCUCAGACCGACCAAAUGAGUAGAGUUGUGAAUGAACUCGAUUCUAUUCAUUUCUCACUCAAGAAAGCCUCCAAGCUGGUCAAGGAAAUUGGUAGGCAGGUUGCUACGGACAAAUGUAUAAUGGCAUUUCUUUUCCUUAUUGUCAUUGGUGUCAUAGCAAUCAUCAUCGUCAAGAUUGUGAACCCAAACAACAAAGACAUCCGGGACAUACCGGGCCUAGCUCCACCAGCCAUGAACAGACGUUUACUCUGGAACCAUUACUGAAGACAAGAUUCUCAUUUCAAUGCAUUCAAUGUUGCUGUAGAUGAAACCCCCUCACUUAACCAGUUUUCAUUCCCAUGGCUCCUCUCUGCUGCGCAUUUGAGAAGUCGCAGAAAUCAAAUUCCUUUUCAUUACAGUCCCAAGAUUCAGAAACCAUUUUUUUUGUCCAUCUGCUUGUAUAACGAAGACUCUGCGUGUUUGUCUUUUUUUUUUUAAAUGUCGUGUCUAUUUCAUGUUAAUUUAAUCGAUCCUAUGUUUUCACUGGUUUAUGUUGAAACUCAGUAUGUAUCAUAUUCGAUCACUUGUACGACUAGAUGACUCCCCAU